AUGCUGAGAAUCGGAAUAGCCCUGGACGGCCGUCUCCAGCUCCUCCUCAGUCUCGGUCGGGAAGCGUUGGUCGCGAGCCCAGCCGGCGAACACUUCCCGGCCGGCCUGGCGCAAGGCCCGAGCCCUCGGCCUGGCGCCCUCGCCUGCAGGAAGCUCAGGCUCUGCGUCGGCUCUGGUGUCGCUGCCCAGCGGCUCCGUGCAGACGUCCGCGCAGCAGCCGCCCGCGCGCUGCUCAGCCGGGUGCGUCUCGACGGUGCUAGGGGCGGCGUCGCCUCGGCCGAGGCCUGUGGCUGGGGGGCGCCGGCGCGCGCCAGCGUCGCCGCGGGCUUCGUCGCCGCCCCCCGCGCCAGCAUUUGCUCCUCGCGGGCCGCCGUGCUCGGGCCCGCGACCGAUGCCUCGCCGAGAGGGGGCCUGUUGAGGUGA
Molecule: messenger RNA, 423 nt
Organism: Prorocentrum cordatum
Lineage: Eukaryota; Dinophyceae; Prorocentrales; Prorocentraceae
Source: the annotation of a GenBank genome assembly